This is a messenger RNA of Seriola dumerili (greater amberjack), 5355 nucleotides long. It is a transcript of the gene mapkbp1, whose product is annotated as mitogen-activated protein kinase-binding protein 1-like. The record is from RefSeq and is a predicted model, not a curated record. NCBI's taxonomy places the organism in Eukaryota, Metazoa, Chordata, Actinopteri, Carangiformes, Carangidae. The transcript is spliced from 31 exons. Gene Ontology annotation, molecular function: protein binding. Bases 265 to 5286 code for a protein of 1673 amino acids.
CUCAGUCCGGUCUGGCUCUUGUGGAAUCCGCUGUGUCUCUCGGUUCUUCGCUGCGGCGGAGAAAUAAGAUGCGGAGCAGCGGCGGAACCGGAGCCCGUGACCCGGAUCAGUCCAGAACCAGAGCCAGGCUAGCUGAAUCCUCCGGCCCGGCACGGCUCGGCUCGCAGACGGCAUGACCGCAGUAGCGGCAGCGGUGGAGGAGAGAGCGACAGAGACAGACUCCAGCCGCUGAUAGAGGCAGCUAGCCGGGCAGCUAACAGCGCGAUGACCGCGGAGGGAAGCGGCACGAUCCGCAGCCGCAUCAAGAACCUGCUGCGCUCCCCGUCCAUCAAACUGAGGAGGAGGAGCGGCGCGGCGCGGCACAAAGAGGACCUCAGCGACAAGGUGACCUUGGAGAAGGUGCUUGGUAUAACAGCUCCAGGGAACCGAGCGCUGGCCUGCGACCCCCGGACCGGACUGUUGGCUUAUCCUGCUGGGUGUGUUGUCGUCCUCCUGAAUCCUCGGAAGAACAAACAGCAUCACAUCUUCAACAGCUCCAGGAAGGCCAUCACCACGUUGGCCUUUUCUCCAGAUGGGAAAUAUGUUGUCACAGGAGAGAGCGGUCACAUGCCAGCAGUGCGGGUGUGGGAGGUGUCAGAGCGUCUCCAGGUGUCUGAGCUGCAGGAACAUAAAUAUGGCGUCUCCUGCGUGGCGUUCUCUCCCAAUGGAAAGUACAUCGUCAGUGUGGGAUACCAGCACGACAUGAUGGUGAACGUGUGGAACUGGAAGAAAAACAUCGUCGUUGCAGCCAAUAAAGUUUCCAGUAAAGUGACGGCCGUCUCCUUCUCAGAUGACAGCUCCUACUUUGUUACCGCCGGCAACCGCCAUGUCAAAUUCUGGUAUCUGGACCACGGCAAGACCUCCAAGGUCAACGCCACUGUCCCGCUGCUGGGGCGUUCAGGGCUGCUGGGAGAACUCAGGAACAACUUCUUCAGUGAUGUGGCAUGUGGGCGGGGCCGACAGGCCUCCUCCACCUUCUGCAUCACCUCCUCGGGUCUACUGUGCGAGUUCAACGACCGGCGACUCCUCGACAAGUGGGUGGAGCUCCGGAGAGUCGACUCCGCCUCAACCUCUCAGGCCACCUGUCUGUCCGUCACAGACGAGUUGAUCUUCUGUGGGUGUUCUGACGGGACCGUUAGAGCUUUCAGCCCCGUCAACCUGCACUUCCUCUGCACUCUGCCCCGCCCACACUUCCUGGGAGCUGACAUUGCCAGUAUGGUGGACGCCAGCCAGCUGUUCUCCUGCAGGUCGGAGGCUCGGUACCCAGACACGGUGGCGGUGACCUAUGACCCCACAAACCGCUGGUUGUCCUGCGUCUACAACGACCACAGUGUUUAUGUUUGGGACGUCCGAGACCUCAGAGACCCUCGCAGGGCGGGAAAACUUUACUCCGCCCUCUACCACUCCUCCUGUGUGUGGAGUCUGGAGGUGUACCCAGAGGGGGGAGGGGGAGGAGGAGGUGAGGUGCGUUUCCCCCCCGGCUCCUUCCUGUCCUGCUCGUCAGACAACACCAUCCGACUGUGGAACUUCGACGGACACAACGUCCUCAACAGGAACAUCCUGAGCCACGACCUGCAGAAGGUAAUUUACGUGGACGAUAACGUAACGAGCCUCCUGGACACGGAGAGCAUCACAAUCGCCGGGGGCAACACAGAGAAGGCGGGGUCAUCGGGCUCAGAGGGGCAGCAGACUGACCAGAGCAGGGCGGGCAUUAGGACCCUGAGAGUCAGUCCUGAUGGACAGCACCUGGCCUCUGGAGACCGCAUGGGGGUUCUCAGGAUCCAUGACCUGGACAGUAUGGAGGAAAUCCUGAAUGUUCAGGCUCAUGACUCAGAGAUCCUCUGCCUGGAGUUCUCCAAAGCAGACACUGGUCUCCAGUUAUUAGCCACGGCCAGUCGGGACCGUCUGAUCCACGUCCUGGAUGCAGGCAAGGAGUACAGUCUGGUUCAGACUCUGGACGAGCACUCGUCCUCCAUCACCGCCGUCAGGUUCGCAGCCAAUGAGGGGAAGGUGAGGAUGAUCAGCUGUGGAGCCGAUAAAAGCGUCUACUUCCGCACCGCUCAGCAGGUGGAGGGGGGGUUGGAGUUCACUCGGACUCAUCACGUUGUCAGGAAGACGACUCUGUACGACAUGGACAUCGAACCAACCAGGAAGUACGCAGCCGUGGGCUGUCAGGACCGCAGCAUCAGGAUCUUUAACAUCAGCAAUGGAAAACAGAAGAAGUUGUAUAAAGGCUCUCUGGGAGAGGAUGGCACUCUCAUUAAGGUGCAGAUAGACCCGUCGGGUCUCUACAUUGCCACUUCCUGUUCAGAUAAGAACAUCAGUAUAUUCGACUUCUACUCUGGAGAGUGUGUGGCCACCAUGUUCGGACACUCGGAGAUAGUAACAGGUCUGAAGUUCAGCAGUGACUGCAGACACCUGAUCACAGUGUCUGGAGACAGUUGUAUCUUUGUGUGGCGUCUCAAUCCAGAGCUGACCAUCAGGAUGAGGCAGCGACUCGCUGACCUUCGACCUCCCAGCAGCAACCACAGUUCCCAGAAUGCACCUCAGCCAAGAGUGGUAAACCUCAGCAGGGAGGCGGAGUCUCCUCGUGUCGUCACCAUGUCGUCUGACAGUGACAAAGAGGAAGAAGAGGAGGAGGAGGAGGAGCUCAGAUGUCCUUAUAUGGGCACAGCAGGACGCCUGGAGGAGGAGACAGACGUGUGCGAUGAGAAGUUCAACUCUCUGGACUCUCAGUGCUGCAGGAAGGAGGCGUCAGGAGGUCGACUCCCCCGCCGUCGCUGGUCCAGGAGGACGGGCAGCGCCGACGGUGUCCUGAUGGUGAAGUCCAUGUUGGACCUGAGACUGCUGGACUCGUACUGCCCCGACAGACGGGAGGAGCAGCAGGUGGAGCAGGAGGAGACCUGCCCCCUUGAUGUUAAACCCACCCCUUGUAGCCCAAGGAGGAGGGGCCAGGUUGUGGAGGCGGGACUUCACAGGACCAAUCAGGAGCUAGGGAGCACCAUCAGUCUGCAGGUCACCACUGCAUGGGGGGAGGACGAUGAGGCAAGGACCAAUCAGAGGCCAGACUUCAUCCUGCUGUCCAAUCAGAGCCCGGACAGGGAGGAUCCAGUGCUGUAUCCUGACCAAUGGGAGGACAGACUGAGCCUGGCAGGCAGUGAGUUCCAGGUGAAGGAGGCGUGUCCUGCCGCUGCAGGUGGACGACAGGACAAACCCAGUCCAGACAGCGGCUGCUCACUGGGAUUCAGCUCCAGACUGUCCAGUCCAGACAGACCUGCAGGAGACGACUCAGAGCCCACUGAGCCGCUCAGUGUGGAUGGAAACUCCUCUGAGCUAGAGAUGGAGGAGGAGGAUGACGAGGACGGAGGAAGAGGAGGAAGAGGAGGAGGAGGUGUAGGAGGAGGAGGAGCAGGAGGAGGGGAGGUGGCGGUGUCACAGCAGGUCCCCCCGACUCCAGACCAGGAAGCUUUCCUGAAGGAGCACUUUGUCACGCUGGCCGACCUCUCGGCCUCAGGUACAUCAGGUCGAGCUGCAGGUGUUGAGCCCGUGUGGUGUGUUUCAGCUCAGUCACAUGACCUUGUGUUGACAGGGAGUCCGAGCAGAGCGUCGCACAGCUCCAGUGAGAGUCUCAGCAUCUCCUCCAGGUUCCUCUCCCAGAAUUCAACUGGAAGUCGAGCUGUGAUUCCUCUCCCAUCCCGGAGCAGCGGGGGAGGAGGACCAGGGGAGGUCAAGGCCCGUCCUCUGGUCUCUGAGGUCCGACCUCUGAUGGAGCAGAACCAGCACAGGAGCCAGGACAGAAGGGUAUCAUGGAACCAGGACCAAACCCAGAAACAGAACCAGGACCAGACCUCCUCACUUCAGGACCAGAACAGAACCAACCAGGACCAAACAGAACCUCCUCAGGUCAGGAACCAGAUCCAGCAGGAUGACGAUCAGCUCCAGAGCUCGGUUCAGGAGGACGAGAGCUCCUUGGCUCUACAGGCCCAGCGGCCCUCCCCGCUGAAGAAGAAGAUCCAGACAUCUAUAGAGUCCAAAAGGAACCUGGGACCAACGGCCCGGGCCGCCGCCGCCCAUCUGAACCCGUCUGGACUCCGGAAGGCGCAGUCAGUCCAAAGCCUGCUGAGCGACACAGGUGACAUCUCUUUCUCCCAGUCGCCCUCUCGCCCGUCCAGAGAGGUCCCCCCUCAGCUGCUCCUCCCCCCUCAGCGUCCCACCACUCUUCCUUCCUCCCCCAGACGCCCCCCCUCAUCCACAAUCCCGCCCCCUCAGAGACCCAGCCCCGCCUCCCCCAGGUCCCCGCAGCAGGAAAUGGCCGCCGCUCCGUCUAUGACCACACCGAGGAAGUCUUUGUCCUCCUCCUCGACGCCGUCGGCGCCGCGCUCCUACAUGAGCCCCACCGCCAGCUCCAUGGCCAAGAUGUCCCGCUCCGUCUCCGUGGGUGACGGACUCAACAUCACCGAACCUGCAGAGGAUCCUGCAGUGACAUCAUCAUCAUCAUCAUCAUCAGUGGUUACCUCCUCCAAUCAGGUCAAAGAGACGCCACCUCCUCUGGUUGCCGUGGUGCCCUCCAACGCAGCUCUGGCUACGCCCCCCCAUGUUGCAGUUGUCCCCGUUGUCGCCGCCUCUCCCUCGACUUCCUCUCUGGGUAACCAUGGUAACCAGACGGCCCCUCCCCCCCGUGGUCUCCAGGCUCGGGUCCCGGGCAGCAGCAGACCGCUGCCUGACAAACCCUCCCUCGCCUCCUUCUCACCAUCAUCCAAGACCGCUGCCACCUCCUCAUCUUCCUCCUCCUCCUCCUCCUCCUCGUCUUCCACGUCUCGGCCUCCUCCGGUCUCUGUCUCCCCCCUGGCUCCCCCCCAGCAGGAGGAGGAGCCUCCGACUACUACAAGUGGAAGUGCAGAGCAGAGGGACGACGCAGACCAGCCAGUCAGUGUGGAGACCUGCAUGGCUCUGACCAAUGAGCUGCAGAGCUGCUUUAAGAGAGCCACACACCUGUACAGGAAGGUGAGCAGCUCCUCCACUGAUGACCCCGCCCCGGACCAGCGUCAGAUGGCCAUCCUCCUAUCAGAGGCCUUCCAGGCCAUGAGGGCGGAGCUAGACUCCCUGCCGCUCAGUGCACCGAGCAUGCUGGGAGUGGAGGGGGGGCUGGGAGGAGUGGGGGAGGUGAAGACAGCGGCUCUGCUGGAGGAGUAUUCUCUGCUUCUGCUGCAGGCCGUACACAGGAGGAUCAACACCUCCACAUACUGACCCACUCCUCCUCCUCCUCAUCUCCUCCUCAUCUCCUCCUCCUCCUCCCCUCCUCCUCAUCUCUUCCUC